Messenger RNA from Paramuricea clavata, 2062 nucleotides. The record is from the annotation of a GenBank genome assembly. Lineage: Eukaryota; Metazoa; Cnidaria; Anthozoa; Malacalcyonacea; Plexauridae.
UAACUAUCACGGGCACCCAAUUGCACAUGGCCGACUCUUUGAGGAGUGGAAAUUUUUAAAAUACUACAAAAAAGGACGAAAAACAUAAUAUUUAAAGCGUUUGCAAGAUGAGGCCGUUGAUCGAAGAAGAGACGAAGCUUGUGUUUGAGAAACUGGCCAAAUAGUAAGUUUUAGGGUUUUACUUUAUCGUUUAAAUGUGCUUUAUUGCUUUCUCUAUUCGGUCUCCUCGUACUCUCGUAGUCUUUAAUAGGCUCGUAGAGAUGCGAGUUCACUGAAUUGAAAUCUUCAUGCUCAAAUUAGUCUACACCGCACAUUUUAUGAUGAUUGAACUUUCAUGUCGUUUGAUGUUUGAAUUUUGCACUUUGAGAAUAGGCAAUUGAUGUAAAAAUGAAAUCCAUGGCACCUGGUGGAACACGGGGGGACGGCCUCCUAGAAGUGAAAGUGAGGGGCUUACCCCUAAUUUAUGGAAAUUAGUCCCCCCCAAAAAAAAACCCCAAACCAAACUGUUCUACCACAACUGUUUUUGUCUUUGGUUGUUCAUCGUUACAUGUAAAUGAUUGUCAUUGCCACAUUAAUAUUUCUUUUUAAAAUUACUUCUAGCAUUGGAGAGAAUUUGAAACUGCUUAUUGAGCGACCGGAUGGAAACUACUGUUUCAGGCUUCAUAGGGAUAGGGUAUAUUAUGUGAGGUGAGCCAAUAUCUGAUGUAAGGAUUUCUUGAUGAAUCAGAAUAGCAAUGUUUCAUUGACAAUAACAAACCAUCAUUUUAGGGAAGACAUCAUGAGAAAAGCGACUAAUGUUGCGAGAGAAAAUCUGGUUUCCCUCGGCACCUGUUUUGGCAAGAUGACUAAAUCUGGCAAGUUUCGCUUGCACAUUACUGCCCUAGAAUACCUUGCUCCUUAUGCAAAGGUUAGUAUGCAGAAUUUGGCAACUAUUAAUUGUUUUCACCAAUAGUAAAAGACAGUUAGAUGUAUGUUUGUGUUUUAUGCAAUUCAUACCCCCAUCUACCAGUGGGGGGGGGGGGACUCUGUAUUCCAUAUUGUUUAGAUUUCAUACUUAAGUUUUGGCUGAAAAACAAAUACUAUGAGGACAAAUGUAAUGAAUAAAUGUAGUGCUCAGAAUGCAGGAAAUCGCAUUUCAUGGCUUCAAAUUUCAAAAAUUAUUGUGGACCCCCAUAGUAAUGCAUCCUCCUCUGGAAAACCUCCAGCCCCUCUAACAAUGAAAUCAGAUAUGCUCCUGCUGAAACCUUAAACCAUUUUAGUUUAAGAUAUGGUUAAAACCUGGUGCAGAGCAGUCGUUCCUAUAUGGAAAUCAUGUCGCAAAAUCAGGCCUGGGUAGAAUCACCGAAAACACAGAACAAUAUCAGGGUGUAGUUGUUUACUCAAUGAACGAUCUACCACUGGUGAGUAUGUAUAUACACUUCAGGGCUCCUAUAUGCAUAUACAUAAUUAGGCCACAUGCAAUAUUCUAUUAUUUGUUCUUUUUUAUCCAGGGUUUUGGUGUUGCGGCAAGGUCAACUCAAGAUUGCCGCCGUGCUAAUCCUACAGAUAUCAUCUGCUUUCAUCAAGCUGACAAUGGGGAAUAUAUCCGAUCUGAAGAUACAUUGACAUAGAGUAUUUGUAGCUACUGUAGAUAUACUGAGCCUUUGGGGCUACCUCCUCUGCACUUUUAAAUCAGUAAGAUAUAGGAAUUCAUCACAGCCUGGGGAUGAGGUAGCCUUUAGGGGUAUAUAACUUAUCUGAAGAUGAGCUUUGUAUUUAUACUUGCCUGAUGAUAGAUUGAUCCAAAGUAUUUGUAUCUACACAUAGACACAUGUAGCUCUUCGUUAAAUAUCUCGGGUAAAAUAACAGAGUUAAAGAUUUAAUCAUGCGAUGAGAGUUGUAAAGUUUAACUGAAGGCUAAAAACUUGGGAUUGAUUUUAUGGAUUACUAUAAACUCAAUCUUAAGGGACGUCUUAUGAAAUCCUAUGGCUGUGAUGUAAUGCAUCUAUCAUCAAUAAUUAUUUAUUAUCAACUUUAUGAUAGUUUUAAAAUUCAAUAAUAAAACGUUGUACAUACGUCAGCG